AUUAUUCGAAGCGUCCGAUGGCCGAGUGGGUGCUCUUCUGGGGCUCGCUCCUCACGGCCUUCGCGCCCAUCAGCGCGCUCUUCCUCCUCGUCGUGGCCCAGCGAGCGCAGCUCGUGAUCCUCGCUAUCACGGCCGCGUUCUUCUACCUCCUCGGGCUCCUCGUCGCAGCCACGGUCUGGACGGCGAUACCGCCGCUCCAGACCUCGAUCCAAGCGACGAUUCCCAUCUCCAUCUUGAUCCAAGAGCUCUUCCGCUACCUCUUCUUCAAUGUGUACGUGCGCUGCGAGCUGGCGGUCAAGAAGGUCACGACCAAGCAGAACCAGCUACCGCUAAACGAUCUGACAACCGCCUUUGCGUCUGGCGUCGGAUUCGCGCUCAUGCGAGCACUCAUGCUAUAUGGCACGGUCUUGGCUGCAAGCGUCCAAGGCGAAGGUGCGGCGUUCACGGACUCGUGCCCGUCCGUGCCGCUUGUGUUUGCGUCCGCGCUGUCGACGCUCGCGCUUACGCUCAUGGACGUGGCGCUGAUGAUCGUCGCGUUUGAAGGGUUCCGCAAAAAGUCGGUUGCGCACAUUGCUGCCGUCGUGCUCAUCCACCUCGGCUCGGGGCUAUCGAAUAUGCUCAACUUGAAUGAGGUCGGCUGCAAAGCGUCGAUCCCACUGACGUACGUCGCGACGGCCCUUGCAGUCGCCGCCGCCAUGUUGACGCUCAAGCGAUCGAGCAUGGCAUCGUUCCCGUAAAAGGCGCUUAUGCACGUGUUGCGUGUAAAUAUCUUUGUUCUCUGGAAUGAUCCAAGCCUUACACCCUUGGCUUUCUGCGUUGUCGCAGGCAGUGUCUCUAGAGACUAUGAUGAGCCGCUGCGAUCGCAACUUAGAACGUGCGUACAACCCUCCGAAAGCGUUAGGUGGGAAGUGUGGUACCCUCACUAGACUACGUUGCAACCUAUUAUUAUUACUAAAAUCCUAUUGCGUCUCC
Messenger RNA from Saprolegnia diclina VS20, 972 nucleotides. RefSeq lists its product as hypothetical. Gene Ontology annotation, biological process: protein processing; positive regulation of catalytic activity. Gene Ontology annotation, molecular function: protein-macromolecule adaptor activity. The record is from RefSeq and is a predicted model, not a curated record. The transcript has 4 exons. Gene Ontology annotation, cellular component: gamma-secretase complex; endoplasmic reticulum; membrane. Lineage: Eukaryota; Oomycota; Saprolegniomycetes; Saprolegniales; Saprolegniaceae. Bases 18 to 737 code for a protein of 239 amino acids.